Molecule: messenger RNA, 1492 nt
Organism: Labrus bergylta (ballan wrasse)
Lineage: Eukaryota; Metazoa; Chordata; Actinopteri; Labriformes; Labridae
Gene: hsd3b7
Product: hydroxy-delta-5-steroid dehydrogenase, 3 beta- and steroid delta-isomerase
Biological process (GO): steroid biosynthetic process
Molecular function (GO): 3-beta-hydroxy-Delta5-steroid dehydrogenase (NAD+) activity
Source: RefSeq, a predicted model, not a curated record
CUGACACGCAGCGCGCUCACUGCUCGCUGCUCGCUGCUCCGGAGUCUCUCAGCAUGUCUGAAAACCAGCGGGGUGUCGUGUAUCUCAUCACCGGGGGAUGCGGUUUCCUCGGCAGGCACUUGCUGAAGAUUUUACUGGAGAAGGAGGUCGAUCUGGUGGAGAUCCGGGUGUUCGACAAACACGUAGAUUCAAGCCUAGAUGGACUCAGCACAGCAAAAACAAAGGUAGUGGUCAUUCAGGGCGACGUCACAGACUACAGCAGCGUGUUAGAGGCCUCCCGGGGGGCUGACGUUGUUAUCCACAGUGCAAGCUUGGUGGAUGUUUGGCACAGAGUCCCAGAUACCGUCAUCUACUCCGUCAAUGUCACAGGAACGGAAAAUGUGAUCAAUGCCUGUGUGGAGUGUGGCAUCCAGUCCCUGCUGUACACCAGCAGCAUGGAGGUGGUCGGCCCGAACGUGAAAGGAGAUCAUUUUGUCAGGGGCAAUGAAGACACCCCUUACAAUGUGUACCACACCAUGCCCUACCCCAAGACCAAGGCAAAGGCAGAGAAGAUCGUACUUGAAGCUAAUGGCACCAAGGUGAAGGGUGGGAAGUGUUUAAACACAUGCUCCCUGAGGCCGACAGGGAUCUAUGGCGAGGGGCACGAGCUAAUUAAGGACUUCUACAAGCAGGGUGUACAAAGGGGAGGUUUGAUCAUCGGGGGUGUCCCUGAUGAAACUGAACAUGGACGAGUCUAUGCAGGUAACGUUGCCUGGAUGCAUGUUCUUGCAGCCCGGGCCCUGAGAGAGCGCCCACAGGCUGUCGGAGGUGAAGCUUUCUUUUGCUACGAUGACUCGCCCUACAAGAGCUAUGAGGAUUUCAACAUGCUUUUCCUCUCCGCAUUUAACUUCCGGAGGGUCCGCAUGCCGUUAAUGUUGCUCUGGUUCCUGGCUGUGUUUAAUGACAUGCUCCGCUGGAUACUGAGCCCCUUUACUAACUAUACACCGUUGCUUAAUGGUUACACCUUCGCCGUUGCAAGUACCUCCUUCACCGUGUCCACAAACAAAGCACUACGUCACUUUGAGUACCGCCCGCUGUUUGACUGGGAUCAAUGUCGUGCCCACACACAGAAAUGGGUUGACACAUUUCCUGGAUAAACCCAAAGUCUCUUAAUGUGACCUCAACCACUACAACACACAUCAGGAGCUGCUAUGUAGAGACGCAGCGCUCCUGAUAGAUGUGUAAAGAAGUCCUGAGCUUUUAGAUUACAGCGUAAAGUAAAGGAAAGCAAACAGUAUUUAUGGUAGAAAAAUGUCAUUUGAAUCUUUUGUUAGUCUGUGUUAUACUCACUUAUAACUGCUAAGUUAUACAGGAAACAUAAUAAAAGCAUUUGCUCGAUGAGGCAAAAACAUUUUAUCCUUAUUUAAAAGAAAGUCAGAUGAAUUAUUUAAUUCCACAGGAUUCAUUUCACAGACUAUAUAGAUGUUCAACUUUGUUAAUUAUGACAAUUGUU